AUGAGUGGCAUUGUGAGUCCUUUGUCUCGACUUCAAGGUUCUACUCCCCAGGUCUUCGAUUCUACAGGUCCUAGGCUUCACUGCUCUGGCUGGAUCAAGCCUGAUGAAGGCUGGUUGAAAGUCAACGUGGAUGGCGCAGUCUGCCAUGCUCUUGGUGCGAGCUGCGAUGGUGUUGUUCGCGACCAUGAGGGGAGAUGGGUGAAGGGCUUUUCUCGCAACCUUGGUUACCUAGAGUCUUCUAAUGUCUUCCUUAUAGAGCUGCUUGCGGUGAGAACAUCUAUGGAGAUGAUCAUGGGUCUCAAUUUACCUCAGGUAAAAUAUUUAGUAGUAUUUUUCAUAAACUCUAUUGCAACAAAGGAUUUGCUCUUUAACAAGUCAAAUACAGGACGUUGA
Molecule: messenger RNA, 393 nt
Organism: Lotus japonicus
Lineage: Eukaryota; Viridiplantae; Streptophyta; Magnoliopsida; Fabales; Fabaceae
Exons: 2
Coding region: 1-393 (130 amino acids)
Source: RefSeq, a predicted model, not a curated record